AUGCCUCCCCAACGCGUCUCCGCCAGCACCUUCCUCGAGCUCAAGGCACAGCUCGUGCAGCAAGAGGACAAAGUCAAGGCCGCAGGGAGGCCCUCCGCCAUCGUCGGUGCGAAGCGCGAUAAGGACAGCGACAAGAAGAUCAGCCGCUGGUCGAAGCAGAAUGCCGGCGUGCAGGCGCGCGCAGCCCGUGACGUCGAGCUCGAGGCCGUUUCCCGUCGCACGUACGAGUCCGCGCGUGCGAACCUCGAACACAAGGCCCACGUGUACGAACAGCUACGCAAGGGCAAGUCUGCAGGACUCAGCGACGCUCAAUAUGACACGCAACUCGUUGAUUUCGACCAGAAGGCUAUCGAUCACUACGAGUCCGACGAUGACGAUGUUGACGAGUCGCUUAUCGUCCCAAAGGCCCCGGAAAACGAAGCGGAUGAUCCGAUAGUCGAGUAUGAAGACGAAUUUGGGCGCGUGAGGACGGCUCGACGCUCCGAGGUCCCGCGCGAAGCCUUACAGCGUCAGGACGAAGUAGAGAAUAACGACGACCCUUACGUGAUCCAUGAUCCGGUAAACCACUUCCCGAUUUACGAGCCGGAUGCGGAGCGCGUUGCGCGCAUCGCUGAGGAGCUCGCCGAGUCCGAGAGCGCGGCGGCUGCGCACUACGAUGCGUCCAAGGAGGUGCGCGCCACGGGUGCGGGGUUCUACCAGUUCGCAGGCGACGAGGAGACCCGCGAGCGCCAGAUGCGCGAGCUUCGCGCCGCGAGAGAGGAAACAGAGCGGGCAAGACAAGAGGCGGGUGCGCUCAACGUGCGCCCUGGUGUCGAGGGCCUGCACGAGGACGACGAGAGCGUCGUCGGAGCCCGUAGUAGGGCGAUGGAGAAGCGGAAGCGGGAGGUGGAGGAGCGCAGGAGGCUUGUGGAGGAGAAGCGGAGAAAAAUCGGUGCGCGCGCCACUCCGACUGUGGGCGCGAAUGUCAGUUCGACGGGGGCUGCGGAGCCGGUUGUGUCGACGAACGUGGUCGUGACUCCUGCGGCACCACAACUUCAGGCUCAUCGGGAGGCGGCAUCAUCAUCAGCACAGAAACCGCCACCUGGUGAUCCGUUCGCGACACUGGAGGCACAAUCUGUGAGGGGCAAGGGCGAGGCGAAGGAGACACAGCUACCUUCACCGAUCAGUGCCGCAGACGCGUUCCUCGACCAGCUUGCGCAGGAAAUGCUCAAAGGCGCGAAGUCCUGA
Messenger RNA from Sparassis crispa, 1227 nucleotides. RefSeq lists its product as hypothetical. The transcript has 6 exons. Gene Ontology annotation, cellular component: nucleus. Bases 1 to 1227 code for a protein of 408 amino acids. The record is from RefSeq and is a predicted model, not a curated record. Lineage: Eukaryota; Fungi; Basidiomycota; Agaricomycetes; Polyporales; Sparassidaceae.